AUGUUUUCGAAGUUUAAGCUGAAGAGAGCGCCACUAUCGCUCAGCUCGGUAUCAAAUAUUAUCAAAACUUCAGGAAUCUCAAACCUUUCCCCGGAAUCGUUAAACGCUAAGACUUUAAACGUAUCAAUUAACGAACAGUUUGGGCUUCCCAAAAAUUCAAUUACAGCGGUUGCGUAUGAUCCAACCCAAUCGUUAUUGGCGGUAGCAACUACGAAUAAUGAUGUGAGGGUAUAUGGGCAAAAAUCGGUAGAGGUUGUGUUUGAAUUCAACACUUCGAGUCCUAUGACGGAGCUUCGAUUUAUCAAGGGUAUUUACUUAGUUGGAAUUCUGCCAGGGGGAAAUGGAAUUACGGUAUUAUCGUUACAUUCCAAGACUAUUUUAGGAACAUUUCUGCCGGGGACAAUCACAUCAAUUGAUCUGGACCCAUCACUUGAUUUCUUAAUUGUAGGGUUAUCAAAUGGGGCUGUAAUGUUCUACGAUGUUGAUAGAUUAGCAAAUACACCAUUUAGGAUUGAUAAUUUGCAGAAAAAAUUGUUACCGAAACAAAAAAUGUCACCGGUGCUAGGAAUCGAAUGGCACCCUAGAGAUAUAGGUACAAUAUUAAUUGCCUAUUCGCACUGUGCAAUCAUAUAUUCUUUGACGGCAGGGGAAAUUAAGAGUUCGUUGGUUUAUCAGAUAUCUAGAGAGGCUAAAGGGUUCGCCCACUCCUUGAAUAUUGCAAAUGGAGGGAAAAAGAAAAUAUUUGGCUCAUCAAAAGAGGUUAUAGUUCCACUUCUUGAGGCCCAUUUCCACCCAAAUGGGUUACAUGUAGUCACGGUGCACAAGGAUAACACCUUAGCCUUUUGGGAUGGUAAUGAUGGUACGUUAUUAGAAGCCAGAAAUCUUUUUGAAACUAAUUUACACAGGCCCGGAGAACCAAUCGAAACUCCUUUAAAUUUUGCUCCAAUUGAAAAUGUCAGAUGGGUUUGUUCUCAAGAUCCAGAAUUGACCCAAUUGAUUAUAUGUGGUGGUGAUUCGCAUCAGGGGAAUUUGAUACAUAUUUUGGAUUUUGGUUAUACAUUGAAGUAUUCGUUAACGUCGCACGAGAAACAAGGUCAAUUUUACGCUCAACCAAGCUCAGGUCAAAGAAUCAUUCCUAUUACUUUAAAUAGCAAUGCUGACGAACAACCGGAGUAUAUUUCUAGGAUUUUGCCUGUGCCAAUUGAUAGUCUGCCCUACUUUGGCGGGAACCAUAAUCCUUCUUACUUGAUCUUAUUAAGUAACAAUGGAUCUCUUUAUAUUACAGAAUAUUCCAAUUCUGGAGAACCUCCCUCUGAUAUGAGCGGAUUGAUUUUGCCGUUAUCUAUUUCAUUAAUUCAACCACCGGUCAUAGAUGCAAGCAUUAUUACUGUGAAGAGGAUUGAUUGGUAUAGUAUUUUGAGCAACAAGGCUUCAUCUGGUGGUGGUGCCAGUAAUUUCCUGUUGCUAAAGGGAGGAGCUCCUGUCAGUCAAAGGAACGCCCCAAGACCUACUGGUUAUGAUGAUAACUCUCGUAAUAUUUUGAUAACCGGUCAUGAAGGUGGGAUAAUAAGAUUGAAAGAUAUAUCCAAGGGGGAAUACCAAGAAGAUAAUUUAAUACAGAUCAGUUUGAGAGAUACGUUAUAUGAUAAUGGCGAUCCUAAUUGUAUAGAUAUUGUUUCUGUUUCGCUUGGGUUACAGAAUAAGGAGAUGGCAGUAGGUAUGGGAAAUGGUGAUGUGGUGAUUUGUAAAUUUGGAAAAGUCAAUAUUCCUCCUAAUAAAGGAAGUAGCAGUGGUAUUGAUUAUCAUAACUGUCAGGUGCAACAUAGUAAUUCUGAUGCAAAAAUUUAUAAUAUAAAGGAUCGUGUGGUUGGUACGUUCGCCAGGUCUAGUAACUUCUUGCCUGUAUCUUUACUUAAGUUAGAUAAUCAAGACCAAAUAUCAUGUUUAAAGAUGAGCAAUAUUGGAUUUGCCGCAAUCGGGUAUAAAUCUGGUAAAAUGGUAGUCUGUGAUAUAUCUCGUGGGCCUGCAAUUAUUUACAACAUUGAUUCAAUUAAGAAACACUUAAUAACAACAGAAAGUAAUUGCUACAUUACCACUAUGGAGUUUGCCAUCAUGGAAUAUGGCCAAGAUGGAUAUUCCUCUGUAAUCCUAUUAUGUGGUACCAACGGUGGAGGAAAUUUAAUGGUAUUUAAGAUUAUUCCACAAGGAAACGGUGGUUUUGAAGUUGUUUUCAUGAAUAAGACCACUAAUCUUAAUUACAGAGUUCUCGGAGGUGAAGAUGCAGCUGAUUCAAAGCUUGACAAGCUUAUUCCUAUAAACUCCUCCAAUGGCGAAAGUGCUGUGGCUAAUAUGGAGAUGUUCCAAAAGCUUAGCCAUGGUAUAGUUAUACCAGGAAUGAUUAUUACAACGUCCAAUAGAGAUAUCAGAGUAUUGCAAUUGCCUAAAACAAAAUUAUCACACAAGGUCGUCGACGAAUCUUGCCUUGCCUGCGGUGUUAUCAAGGUUAAAGAUAAGGGAAUUGUUCUAGCAUCUCUUGUAAAGCUGGGUUUCAUUAAAUUUUCUUCAAUUCCAUCAUUGAAUGAUAUUGCAGACGUUAAAAUCCCCAAGGAGAUCUAUAAUAAGCUUAAAAAUGCUUUAGAAUCACCAAUAUCUUCGCAAUCUGACAUCUUGAUUACAGGGGAAAUGUUCGUCCGACUUGGUCCUACUGAGGGAAUAAACCUCUCUGCGUAUAUUUCCGAGUCGAAAGAGAAGAAACUGAAGGAACCCCACGCUACAGACUUAUUGUUUAAUGAAAACGCUAUAAUACCCCCCAGACCUGCAGCCGGAGCCAUACAAUGGGCUAAGGGGCAAACAAGGUAUAUUAGUAACGAGGACUUAAUCGGGUUGAUUGCAGGGCCUAAUAGACGAUCCACCAAAAACAUCGAAAGUGAGUUAGCUCACAAUAUUAGCCCCGAGGCGAAUCCAAAUGCUGGGUAUGGGUUUCAGGGGUAUCUGAGUGAUAAACCGGAAAAGGACUACAAAGACCCCGUCCGUAGGGCAACAGGCCCAGGGUACGGAUAUGGGAUGGGUGCCGGGGGACUCAUGAAAAACUUGCAAUCCGGAGUCGAAUCGAUGGAAGAAACCAUGAACGGCUAUGCCAACAACAUGAGUGAAACCAUGAACGACUCGCUCGCGAGCCUGAAAAAGACUGUAUUCAAUGCAGCCAUCAAGAACAAACUUGGGUUCUAG
Molecule: messenger RNA, 3228 nt
Organism: Debaryomyces hansenii CBS767
Lineage: Eukaryota; Fungi; Ascomycota; Pichiomycetes; Serinales; Debaryomycetaceae
Gene: SRO77
Product: putative Rab GTPase-binding protein
Exons: 1
Coding region: 1-3228 (1075 amino acids)
Biological process (GO): regulation of exocytosis; establishment of cell polarity; regulation of protein secretion
Cellular component (GO): plasma membrane; cytoplasm
Molecular function (GO): GTPase activator activity; syntaxin binding; myosin II binding
Source: RefSeq, a predicted model, not a curated record